AUGGAAGAAAAAAAAAUAAGAAAGGUCACGUUGUGUGACAUAUGUCACCAGUCAAAGGCUGUUAUGAAGCGUCCGAAGAACCUCCAAAAGCUAUGUAAAGAGUGCUUUUAUCACGUUUUCGAAACAGAAAUCCACAACACUAUAGUCGAUGCUCAGCUAUUCAAACCAGGCGAUAAGGUCGCCAUAGGAGCUUCUGGGGGCAAAGAUUCUACUGUACUUGCCUCUGUGCUCAAGACAUUAAACGAGAAGUAUAACUACGGAUUAACGCUUGUUUUACUCUCUAUUGAUGAAGGUAUAGUGGGUUACAGAGAUGAUUCAUUAGCUACCGUGAAGAGAAAUCAAAUUCAAUACGAAAUGCCCCUUGAGAUCAUCUCGUAUAAAGACUUGUACAACUGGUCUAUGGACGAAAUCGUAUCAUGUGCUGGCAUACGAUCAUCAUGUACUUACUGUGGGGUGUUGAGAAGACAAGCCCUCGACAGAGGUGCUGCUAAACUCGAGAUAGAUCAUGUCGUAACGGGCCACAAUGCUGAUGACAUGGCAGAAACCGUCUUGAUGAACCUUCUUCGGGGCGAUAUUGCCAGGUUGGAGAGAUCUUGCAGCAUCCUUACACUGUCUGAAGGAAGUCCCAUCAAACGAUCCAAACCUUUCAAGUACACCUACCAAAAGGAAAUUGUUCUUUAUGCUCAUUACAAGAAGCUUGACUAUUUCUCCACCGAAUGCUCAUAUGCCCCAGAAGCUUUCCGAGGUACAGCCCGAGAACUUUUGAAGGCAUUGGAGUCUGUCCGUCCAUCUUGCAUUAUGGACAUCAUAUAUAGUGGAGAACAUUUGGUGGUGGCCCACAAGAAGAAGAGAACAACAGAAAAGUAUAAGAAUAAGCCCAAGAAGAACAUUGAGACAGAGGUGAAUUCUGACGGUUCCGUGAACUUGACGAAGAAAACAGACGGUAGCCGUUGUGAGAAAUGCGGCUAUCUUUCCUCGAAUAAAAUAUGCAAGGCUUGUGUAUUGCUAGCGGGCUUGGAAAUGAACAGGCCAAAGGUUAACAUCGAGAACAAUACUGCGGUUGAAGGUUCAGCUAAGGUGAUGAAGACUUUAGAGCAGCUCAGUUUUUGA
Molecule: messenger RNA, 1110 nt
Organism: Meyerozyma guilliermondii ATCC 6260
Lineage: Eukaryota; Fungi; Ascomycota; Pichiomycetes; Serinales; Debaryomycetaceae
Exons: 1
Coding region: 1-1110 (369 amino acids)
Biological process (GO): tRNA wobble position uridine thiolation
Cellular component (GO): mitochondrion; cytosolic tRNA wobble base thiouridylase complex
Molecular function (GO): tRNA binding
Source: RefSeq, a predicted model, not a curated record